Molecule: messenger RNA, 1730 nt
Organism: Aedes aegypti (yellow fever mosquito)
Lineage: Eukaryota; Metazoa; Arthropoda; Insecta; Diptera; Culicidae
Product: 23 kDa integral membrane protein
Exons: 5
Coding region: 281-961 (226 amino acids)
Cellular component (GO): membrane
Source: RefSeq, a predicted model, not a curated record
CGCCAGAACGUUAGUCUUGAUCGAGAUUUAAAGCAAUACGGACGCUUUUCGGGGGUGUGAAUUGAAGGAAAAAAAAGAGCAAAACAGUGCUGAGUGCUGAGAAGGAAGCAAAAGAAAAUCAGAGCCAAAGUCGAAGUUGCAGUAGUAUAGAUAGUGAGUCGAAGACAAGGUCGAACGUUUCGAGAGGGAAAGUACUCCCGUUUCUGUAAAAAAAUAUCCGUUUUUUUUCUGCGUGUAUUAAAUUACACGACCAUCUGAGUGGAACGGAAAUUACCGCAAAAUGGCACUAAACUGUGGAUUAUCAACGAUCAAAUAUGUACUAUUUGUGUUCAACCUGUUGUGCUCGCUAUGCGGUAUUGCACUGGUGGUAAUCGGAGGCGUUUCGUUGGCCAAGAUCGCCGACCUGCAGGAUAUCAGCGAUGAGCACAGCAUUGUGGCCCCGUCGAUCCUGUUCAUCGUACUCGGAUCGGUCGUAUUCGUGAUCGCAUUCUUCGGAUGUUGCGGCGCCAUUCGGGAAUCAUACUGCAUGACCUCGACCUAUGGCUUCUUCCUCAUGGUUUUGAUCAUUGCCCAAAUCGUAGUUGCUGCCCUCGUGUUCAUCUACGUCGGAGAUGCCAAGGCAGCCUUCAAAAAGGGCUUCGCUAGGUUGUUUGAUGAACGUGAUCGUCCUCAAAACGCCGAACUGAUCGACACCAUUCAGGCCAACCUUGAGUGCUGCGGUAAGAGCUCUUCCAAGGACUGGGGUUCGAACAUUCCUCAGUCGUGCUGCCGACCUGGAACCGCCCCUGACUGCGAAGUCUACUCCCAAGGUUGCCAGGUUCGUAUCGGAGAGUUCAUCGACACCGCCGGAGAUGUUCUCGGAUGGGUUUCGUUGGGUGUUGCCGCUGUCGAACUUGUUGGACUGAUUGCGGCCUGCUGUCUGGCCAACGGAAUUCGCAACCAAGCGAGAAGAUACGCUUAAGCUUGGUGUUGACGCUUGACACGGGGCAGAUUUGUUCUAAAAUGCUUAUGUCCUUUCCAAAAACCGAAUCGGAAUAUCAGCUUUAUAAUUCAUCCAAUCGAACAACAAUUCGCAGUUUUCAUCCAUCAAAAGAAUGAUUAGUAAGGACCAAUAUCCAAACAGAUGCUCAUGCGAAAACCAGUCCAAAAUGGAACCAACUCCACUGUUCAUUUUGUAGUGUAGUUCUCAAAAUGUUCCAAUCGAUCAUCGCUUCUUCAUUUUUUUUUCUUUCUAUCCUAUGCUACAACCCUGGUCGCCGAGACUAGGGUUGGAUAGAGCGCUCGAUACACAAAACUAAACGAUUAGGGGACGGCCCUCCCCGCUAUGAUAACCUGUACAGUGAAUUUCUUGUUUACUUGAAGUCCUUAGAUGUUUAGUCUAUUGUUUAAGCAAACAGAAUUGAUUUAAAAACUGAACCAAACUGAAUAACGUUACAAAAAACAAACGAAUUAAAUAUAUGAACUAAUGUAUGGUAUCCAAUGUGUCCAUGUUUUUACCUAUUGGUUACGUGUCUUCGUGUAACUUCCAAGGCUUCAUACAAUCAGUAUUAUCUACAAUAUACUUGAAACAGACAACCAAAUCAAUUCAAAACGGGAUAAUGAGCGGUCCGUUAUCAUCGAAGCUGGGAGUUACUCGGUAGCUGUUAUCAUCGUUAACGUCUUUUCGAGAGCUGUUGUUGAUAAAAUAAAGAAUCUUUCGGAAGACGAAGUCCCUUCCAAUCAAUUUCAAA